AAGGCAGCCCUAAGGCUAAGUGGAUAAGCAGGACGACAACAGUGACUGAUCCUUAUCGUCUCCAAUGGAACUCAUUUCCUCUUCAUCCGCCUUGAAUCCGAACGCUCCAAUGUUCGUGCCGCUGGCAUAUCGUAGGGUGGAGGAUUUUUCCCAACAAUGGUGGGAUCUCGUUCACUCCUCUCCCUGGUUCCGCGACUACUGGCUCCGCGACUGCUUCCAAGAUCCCCAAUUCCUAAACGACGCCUUCGAUUUUGCCUUCCCUCAACAUCUCCAUGAAGAUGAAGAUGAAGAUGAAAAGGAGGGGAAGGAGGAGAAGAAGUUGGUGUCUUUGGAAGUGCUCAAAUGGCGAACCUGUGGCUGUGGCAGUGGGUCGGCCCAAGCGCCCAGGUAUGCGGAAAAGGCCCCUAAGUUUGUCAAGCCCAAGGUCAGCCCACGGGCUAUUCACCAACCCCGUUAGACGCAGCCAGGCCCAUCUCCCACCGCUUAUGUACAUAAAAGCGUCACAGCUUUAGUUUAUUUGUUUACAUUUCUCAUUUUAAUUUUCGUCUUGUUGCUUCUUGCUCUGCUUAGUGCUUACAUAACAUAAACUGGGUUUCUUUCACAAUCAUAACUGCUCGCCUAUUGUAUUGUUCUAGAUCUUUUUUUUGAAGUGAAGUUAGCAAUUACUACCGA
Cajanus cajan (pigeon pea) is the source of this 672-nucleotide messenger RNA. Its product is annotated as protein EARLY RESPONSIVE TO DEHYDRATION 15. Lineage: Eukaryota; Viridiplantae; Streptophyta; Magnoliopsida; Fabales; Fabaceae. The record is from RefSeq and is a predicted model, not a curated record.